This is a messenger RNA of Symsagittifera roscoffensis, 3182 nucleotides long. Its product is annotated as SLIT-ROBO Rho GTPase-activating protein 1-like. The transcript has a single exon. Lineage: Eukaryota; Metazoa; Xenacoelomorpha; Acoela; Convolutidae. The record is from RefSeq and is a predicted model, not a curated record. The coding region runs from base 2 to 2812 and encodes 936 amino acids. Gene Ontology annotation, cellular component: cytoplasm. Gene Ontology annotation, biological process: negative regulation of cell migration; signal transduction.
GAUGAGUUUGACAGAAAAACAGGCUAUAUCUCAGCUAGAAGGGAUCGGAGUCGAAGCCAAGUCGUGUCUCGGUGAACAGCUAAAAGUACUAGACAACCACGUCAACCAUCACUUAACAACUUGUUCUGAUAUCAAAGAAUUUCUGAAAAGGAAGGCAGAAAUUGAUAGCGAGUACAGCAAAAAGUUGGAGAAGUUGACAGAUCAGUAUAUAGCAAAACUAAAUUCACAGCUUGGCUCACAUGACAAUCGGCGUGGAAAUGUAAGUUCACCGAAUCGUACCCUAAACGGAUAUCAGCAGUGUUUUUACUCACUUCUUAAUAUAUCAAAACAGACAUGUUAUGAUGUAAAUAAUGACUCCCAGCUUACAAAUGAUUACAUCAUGGAUCAUUUUGCUACAGUCACUUCUGUUCUUAAGCAUAUGUCUGAACAAAGCCGACUGCCUUUGCAAAAAAGCCACGAAGAAUUUCUAAUACUGGCAAACCAAUUGACUGGCUUUUUGAAGGCCUAUCAAAAUAGUCACCUGAGUUAUCGGCAGGAAAAUUCAAAGUUCGAAGCUGCAUCGCAAGAAUUUGACAAGGUAAAAUCUGCUGGUGACACAAAAGGAAGAAAUGCCGGUAAACUGAAAUCCGCCGAGAAAAAGCGUGCAAAAUGUCAGAUGAAACGAGAUGAUGCAUUUGCAACUUUUAACAAAAACAGGAAUGAAUAUGUUCUCGCAAUUCAUGCAAUGAACUACUUUCUAAAUGAUAUCUAUAAUACAGCAGCACCGCAGACCCUUGACGCCAUGUUUCUAGGUCAUUUUGAGUGGUCGCAAUGUGUAUUCAAAAGUGUUUACCUUCUGCAAGAAGAAAGUCUUAAAAAACGGUCUGAGAAGGUCAGGGAGUUCAGAAAUGCUGUAAAUGCAUUGAAUUCUAUGAAAGAAACUCAGGGGUUCCUGGACGAUAACUCGUAUGCCUUUACACCCAAAGAAAGUCUCAAAUUUUCUUUCGCGCCUCAUAUUACAAAAGGGUUUACUGAUGAGAUAUCUGUCUUGUGUCUUGACGCCUCACUGAAAGAGAAAUAUGAUCAAAUCAAGUCCUCAUUUGCCAACUACGAAUCGCAAGUUAAAGACGUGGACAUGUUGCUUGCCAAGUGCAGAGAAACGGUCACUGAUACUGUGGGUAAACUGUAUCUGGACAAUAGUACCAUUCUUGACUCUUUCACGAUGAACAGAGAAAAAUCGCUCGUUCUUUUCACACAGCACUUUGAUGAGAACAUCGAGCGUCUUCGUGAACAUCAAAAUGCCUUCAUAUUACAUAAUGCAACCAGAGGACCUCUUGCAAACAGCUGUGUGAGACUGAAGGGACGAAAAGAUAUAAUCGAAUCGAUGUUUGGCGUUGACAUUGAGAUAAAUGUUGGAUCUUACAAUACAGUUUCAAGGAAUCGCAGGCGACUCCGAGGGCCUCAGAGCAUUCUACCAUCGCAGUUGAAGCCGAAGUAUAAGGUGACAGUUGCUCUGUUCGGAGGAAAAAUUGAGACGUACUGUGCUUCUGCCCAAAUUGACAUACCUCCAGUUGUCACGAGCUGCAUCAAUAGAAUUGUCAAUACCCCUGGUGGGUUGACUCAUUCUGGUAUAUUUCGUCUGAACGGGUCACAGUCGGAAAUUAAUAAUCUAAAAAGCCUUUUUGACAAGCACGAAGAUCCGCUCGAAGACGACAAUCAGACUUGGAACUGGAACACAAUUGCGGGGCUACUGAAAUUGUACUUCAGAGAAUUGGAGGAACCCCUCUUUCCCAGAGGACGCUUCACAGAAGUGAUUGAAACCUUGUCCACCAGGCAAAACAGUGAAUCUGAUUUUCUAUCGCAGCUUACUGCAUUCGUGUCUUCUUUAAAUGUUAACGUGAUGAUAACAAUGCGUUAUUUGUUCGACUUUCUCAAGUGUCUUUCGCGGUAUUCAGACCAGAAUAUGAUGGACGACUAUAACCUGGCUGUUUGCUGGGGACCAACCUUGCUUCCGAUCCCCGAAGACAAAGACCAAGUGUUGCACCAUAAUGACGUGAUAGAGGUCAUCCAGACUUUCAUUAACCAGUCGUAUCAGAUUUUCCCCAGAAACUACGGCUUGCUUCUUGAUGACGUGGCCGACAGCCUGGGACCGGGAAGCGUAUCUGAAGGAGACAUGGAGUAUGACGAAACCGAUGACGAAAUGCUAGAAGACGCCGACGAUUCAUACAAAGAUGACACUGUUUCUACAUACAGCAUGACUUCGCACAACGCACCAGACUUAGUUAUGGAUUUACCGGCUAACGCAACCGUCGAUUCUUCAGAGUCAGGCGAGAACCUCUGCUCUUCACCUGUUCCCUCAUUGACUUCAACCACAUCAAAUGCAGGAUCGUCAGCAGAGCCCACUAAUGAGAGGCCUAGAGCUAUCUCUUUGAACAUUGAAGUGGAUCCACUCGGAGUCAAGACCAGUCCCAUGCUGGCUGCAAGAAAGUUGGAGCUAGAGAAAUUGGGCGGAAUAAAUCUUGGAGAACCAAAAGUUUUGCCGAGGAAGCCAGGUAAGGGUGCGAAAGUCCAAAGCCCUACUGGAGGCAGCCAUGCUUCUGUGAGUACAACUGGGAGUUCAGAAUCUCUGAGGGAUCCAGUUCAAGCUUCACAAGUGCCAGCGUUUAAAAAAUCCUCCUCCUCAUCGGCAGCUGCGAGUCCAGCUGCUGCUAUAAAAUCUUCGGCAAAAGGCGUCUCGUCGCCGACCAUUAAGGAUGACGUUGAAGCUUCGGGAGUAUCAUCUGAUGUCAAGGUUUUCCCGCCUCCCGUUUUCCCGAAACCUUCGAAGAAAUAACCAUUUAUACUCUAUCUUUUCUACACAUUCUUGUAAAUCUAUGCGCAGAAUAAAACAGAAAUUGAUUCUAACAUAGUGGAACAAUUUGACUGGUUGUUUGAUUUAUUUGUAGUUUGAUUGCUAGUUGUGAUUCAAAGAACUUGAAGAAGUCGAAUUUGCUUUCCACAGAUAUUUUCGGUUUUUGAUAUAUAUACAGUAAUUGCCAAUAUCUGUGGCUAGCAUCCUUAACAUUUAUUUUCUUCAGUUUCGUAUUUAUUCGUUGUAGUAAAUUGAAACUUUUUUUAGUAUGUGGCGAAGUUAAAAAUCUAUCUAGUUGUCGUAAUAUUUCAGUUUUAGAUUAAAUUAUUAAUGUCAGCUCAAAUCAAUGUUU